Molecule: messenger RNA, 2719 nt
Organism: Chelmon rostratus (copperband butterflyfish)
Lineage: Eukaryota; Metazoa; Chordata; Actinopteri; Chaetodontiformes; Chaetodontidae
Product: sialic acid-binding Ig-like lectin 5
Exons: 8
Coding region: 63-1649 (528 amino acids)
Source: RefSeq, a predicted model, not a curated record
CUUUCAUCUGUCUGCUCAAGAGACCUGAAGACCACAGUUCCUGCCACUCCUGACUCAGAAACAUGACCGCAGCUCGGACUCUCCUUCUCACUGGCUGUCUGCUGCAAGGUGCCCUGUGUGGACAGUUUAAUAUCAAUAUACCAAAGACUAUGGAGGUUCUGAACGGAUCUUGUGUGACCAUUCCCUGCUCCUUUGACAUAGAUGACUACUAUCAGUCAAGUCUAAAUAAAAGAUGUAAAGCAAUAUGGAGAAAAGGUCAAAUGACUGUGUUUGAUAGCAGCAAUCCACCCACUAGAAUACAAGGACAUUUGGAAGGAGAUUUAACAAAAAAAGACUGCACCACAACCCUGAACAACAUACAAACUGCAAACAAGAAGUAUUUCUUCAGACUGGAAUGUGACAAUGACCUGAAAUAUGGGUUUGAAAGACAAAAGUUAGAAAUUACAGUCCAAAACGGCCCACCCAGACCGACUCUGACUCCGUCCACGCCGACGGCGAAGGAGGGGACCUCAGUGAGUUUGGAGUGCUCUGCUCCAGCUCCCUGUCCGUCCCGUCCGCCAACACUGAAAUGGACGCCCACCCUGGCCGACAGUCAGGAGACACUGCAGGACAAUCGGGACAAAACCAAAGUCAAGUCCUCUGUUCUGACCUUCACUGCUUCUCACCUCCAUCACAAACAGGAAAUCUUCUGUACUGCCAUCUACAGCAAACAAGAUGGCAGCAAUGAGUCAUCUGUUAGCAUUAGCUAUACAGCCAAUAUUUCAUUCGCUCCGCAGAUCCUGCCCUCGUCUGACUGCACCAAAGCUGCAGACCGCCUCAACUGUUCCUGCGAGACUGUGGGAAACCCUUCUCCCACCGUACAGUGGUAUUUAGAUGGGCUCGCCGUCAAUCACUCGCAGUUUGCAAUCAGCAGUGAGUCUCUAAAUGACACGGUUCUGAGGAGCAUCAUCACUGCGAGCCAGCCACAGUGGACGGAUCCUCCCACCUUGCUCUGCCACAGCUCCAACUCUCUGGGAUCUGCUACUCAGCGAUUUUGCAUCUACGGCUUAGAGCCUCGAACAUCGGCAGAAAGUAACGACCGAGUGACGUUGGCACUCUUCAUCGCCGCAGUUGUCGCACUGCUGGUACUAGUAUGCGCUCUGCUGUUAGUUAUCAGGGAUGAGAAGACUCAACACAAGCUUCUAAAGAGAAAAGUUGCUAUUAGCCAACGUCUAACGAAUGGAGAGCGAAACGAGGUUCCCAACAGAACAGAAGAGGACAUUUAUGUCAACGUCGAUAUGCCAAGACAGGCAGAUGUCGCCCACCCUGCAGCUAUCCCUGAGCCAAACGACGCCAACAUGCUAAACUCUGGGCCAAACCAUGCAGAAGGAGCCAGUGGGAGCUCAGAGAAGAAUGAGGAAAGCAGUGAUGUGAUAUACUCUAAUGUGACUUGGAAGAGGAAAAGCGAGACAGGAGACGUGGAUCAGCCUGGUAGCUCCUAUCUUGAGGAGGAGAGGUGCAUGGUGGGAGGCAGGCGCAGAAAUUUUGAGAGCAACGCAACGAAGAUGGGAGGCCUGUAUGACGAACUGGGGCCUAGAAAAGUGAAUGAGGAAGUGGAAUGUGAAUAUGCGCAGGUUAAAUUUCAGAGGAGGAGCGCUAAGCACACAUAGAUCACUUUUUGUUAAAAAUGAACUGGUUGUAGAUGUAUAAACACCAAGCGAGGGCUACAGAGACUGUAUAUACACAUUAUAUAUAUUUGUUUGCAAAAGAGGUACAUAGCUGUCUCUACAUUAUUGUAGAGUUGCAUGUAUUUAUUCUUUCAAUAGCUGAACGUUAUUGUCAAUUUACAAUAUUGCAUUUAAUAUAUCUUUUAAUGCAUCUCACCUUUGCCACACAGUGGUUUAAGUUACAAGAAGCAGACAAGAGAGCCUCUCUAUCAGGCUUUCUCACCUUUGCCACACAGUGGUUUAAGUGAACAAGAAGAUACAAGAGCCUUACUAUCAGGCUUUCUCACCUUUGCAGCUGACUGCUUUAAAAUAGCUCCGCAAAUUUCCUGUUUGAGGCUAAAUAGAAGUAAAGGCGUGUGGAGUAGGAGUAGGCGCUGGUGAAGUGGUAGACCUGAGGACAGUAACAGAUCAGUGGGCCAUCACAGAUACAUUCAUGUAGCAGCUCACCUGGCAAGGUAAGCCCUCUUGUCCGUGUAACUCAAAGAAAAAUAUGAAUCCAGUGACUUUUUUUUUUAAGUACUUAGAUGAACCUGGAAGUGCUUGAGGCCCUUAAGUGUCUCAGACAUAUGACUGAUCAUUAAACAUCUGUUUGGCGUUGUCAACACUGUUGCCUGCGCCACAGUAAAAAAUGCGUAAUGUGCAGAAAUGAUACAAUACAAAUUCCUCAUAUUCUAACUGUAGUCUCAUUGUUACAGCAGUUGUGUUUCAGAAAAAGAUUUCUUAAUGAGAACUGCAUAUUUGCUGAAGCUGAUGAGCUUGUUUCCGGCUAAUAUUGAGCUUCAUUUGUUUGUACCUCUGGUUUUACUGCUGAGUAAACAUAAAAAGGAUAAAACAAUAAGCUAAUAUAGAAUAUAUCAAUUACUGUUGCUCUUCAUUAUUAUUAGAAGCUUGUGGAACUAUAAAUACUUUUCACUACCUAAAACAAAAUGCCAGAAUUGUGUAACCAUGGAAAGGCACAUUGUUUUCUAAUAUGGUGAUCAAUAAAAAGUCUUUGCAGCUUUUUUGAUAUUGCU